Messenger RNA from Fomitiporia mediterranea MF3/22, 162 nucleotides. RefSeq lists its product as uncharacterized. The record is from RefSeq and is a predicted model, not a curated record. The transcript is spliced from 2 exons. The coding region runs from base 1 to 162 and encodes 53 amino acids. Lineage: Eukaryota; Fungi; Basidiomycota; Agaricomycetes; Hymenochaetales; Hymenochaetaceae.
AUGCCGAUGGCUGAUGACGCCAACAAUGAUGACACCACUGCAGAGGAACAGGCCAGCCACCAUGUGAAGCUGCACGAGUACUGCUCGACCGACGUCGACAACAUGGUCCAACGACACAUCCAUCUGGCCCCUUUCUCCCAGUCUCUUCACUUCGGUCAUUGA